Molecule: messenger RNA, 929 nt
Organism: Pelagomonas calceolata
Lineage: Eukaryota; Pelagophyceae; Pelagomonadales; Pelagomonadaceae
Source: the annotation of a GenBank genome assembly
GUGGCUUUUGUUGAUGCGACGUCUCGGGCCCGUAGACCGCCCUAAUCGCUGUCGACGCGGGUGCAACUCGUUCCAUACGUUCCAGACGUGCGAAAGCGUUGCCUCGUCCAGCGCAACAGCCAACGCGCGCGAACCAUGGGCUUUAAGACGCUCUCCCUGACGGCCGUCGGCGCGGCCGCCCUCGUCGCGCCCCCGAGCCAGACCGCUGCACCGCUCACGGUACGACAUGGCAUCUUUGACGGCGUCAAGGAGGCGUUCAGCCAGGAAACGACGAUCCUCGACGAGGACCGCGUGACGCCGUUCGACCGGUGGCUCGGCAUCGACGUGCGCAGCGACGAGAGCCAGGGCCAGGCCGAGGCCUUCGCCGUGCCCGACGACUUCGUGGACUCCAUGGACGAGUCGAACUAUGUGUUUGUGGACCUCCCGAAGCCGAUGGGGAUCGUCUUCGAGGAGAACGACCCGGGGACUGGUGGCGUUUUUGUCGCCUCCCUGGCCGAGGGCGGCGCGGCCGAGGCCGACGCCUCACUAAAGGCGGGCGACCAGCUCGUGGCCGUGGCCGGGACCACCGUCAAGGGCGCGGACUUCGACGCGUGCCUCGGCGCGAUCCAGGCGUCGUCGGGCGCGGCCACGCGGCUCGUCUUCUUCCGCGGGCCCGCGCCGUCGCUCUACGGCUCGCUCGGCGCGUCCGACGAGUGGAUGGCCGAGUUCAUGGGCAAGCACGCGUCGGCGCCUGCAUCUGCGCCGGCGCCCGCGCCGGAGCCGGCGCCGGCGGAGUCGGCGUAGGGUUCUGUAAAAAAUAUUCUCUCGGUUAUCACAUUAUUCUAGUCCAUGGAGACGGUGCACAGCGACGACGCGAAGCGCGCCUUGUUGGAGUCAUCGUCUUUGUUGAUACGCGUCGAGUAAGACACGUACACGAGGGCGUUCGCCUC